This is a messenger RNA of Conger conger (European conger), 2590 nucleotides long. RefSeq names its product ectonucleoside triphosphate diphosphohydrolase 6 (gene entpd6). Gene Ontology annotation, cellular component: Golgi apparatus; membrane. Gene Ontology annotation, biological process: nucleoside diphosphate catabolic process. Bases 360 to 1658 code for a protein of 432 amino acids. The record is from RefSeq and is a predicted model, not a curated record. NCBI's taxonomy places the organism in Eukaryota, Metazoa, Chordata, Actinopteri, Anguilliformes, Congridae. Gene Ontology annotation, molecular function: GDP phosphatase activity; UDP phosphatase activity. The transcript has 14 exons.
AUGCGGACUGGUUUGGUCGGUUGACUUUAAACAUAAAAGACACCAUUGAAGAAAUGAUAAUGGAAAGCAACACCCAUUUGCAAAUGAGCUGUCUAGCUAUUUAGCCAGCUUUUGCUGUUAGCGUCUAACCGGGUGAAUCAUUCUACGGGAACUAACUAACAGGAAGACGAUCCACUAGAAAGCUGAUAUCCGAGCGCAAUCUGAGGGACAGAUAGAGUUGACAGUUGAAAAAAAAGAGAAGAAAAUCACUCCAAUGUAAUAAACCAGACUUUCUUUCUGUGGCAGUGGGCACUGUCACCAGGAAUGGGCUCCACUUAAGUCUGGGAAAAGCAGCAGCACAUGCCUUUUACUCGGACAACAUGAAGAUUCCCAAGUUAGCCAUCCUGUUUAUUCUGGUGGUCGGUACGGUGGCCUACCUGACGUACAUAAGGAGGCCACAGAUCUUAAAAGAGACAAUCUCCAAACCGCAAUACCCUCACUCCAGAACAGACCCGACAAACCUCAGCACUGACCGUUUCCAGUAUGGGAUUAUGAUAGAUGCUGGGAGCACUGGGACACGGAUUCACAUUUUCCAGUUCCUACUUGAAGAAAACGCGACACACAAAUUGGCCCGUGAAACGUUCAGAGCAAUAAAACCAGGUCUAUCUGCAUAUGUGGACGAUCCCGAAAAGUGCACGGAUGGAAUCCAGGAACUUUUGGAGGUGGCCCAGGAGUCUGUGCCGUCCUCCCAGUGGAACAUCACCCCCCUGGUGCUGAAGGCCACGGCCGGCCUGCGGCUCCUCCCCGGGGAGAAGGCCCAACAACUCCUCGAUAAGGUUCGGGAGGUUUUUGAUGAGUCUCCCUUCCUGUCCAGACAUGACAGCGUGUCUAUAAUGGAGGGUACAGAAGAAGGUAUUUCAGCCUGGAUCACGAUCAACUUCUUAACAGGGGGGCUCCAAGGUGGAGAUGGGGCCACGGUCGGCAUGCUGGAUUUGGGAGGGGGCUCCACGCAGAUCACCUUCUCCCCUCAGGACGAGAAAUCCAUCCAGACCUCACCCAUUGACUACAUAACCUCGUUUCAGAUGUUCAACCGCACCCACACACUCUACUCACACAGCUACCUGGGCCUUGGGCUGAUGUCAGCAAGACUCGCGGUCCUGGGAGGAGUGGAAGGACAGCCUCUAGAGGGCAGUACAGAGCUGGUGAGCCCCUGCCUGGCUCCUGACUCCACAGAGCACUGGGAACAUGCUGAAGUGGACUACACUGUGAAAGGACAGAAGGCAGGGGAACCCAUAUACGAGUCCUGCUACAGCAAGGUGGAGAAGGCUCUCUACAAGAAGGUGCAGAAGGCAGAGGAGGCAGAAGAUGCACACUUCUACGCCUUCUCCUACUACUACGACAGAGCCGUGGAUAUCGGGGCCAUCGCUGAAAAAGAUGGAGGAACUAUCAAAGUGAAUGACUACAUCGAAGCUGCCAAGAAGGUGUGCAACAGUAUAGCAGAGACUCCCCCAACGCAUCCCUUCCUGUGCCUGGACCUAACCUACAUAUCGGUGCUGCUACAGGAGCUGGGUUUCCCAAAGGACAAAGAACUAAAGCUGGCGAAGAAGAUAAACAACGUGGAGACAAGCUGGGCGUUGGGAGCGACGUUCCAUUACAUGGAGUUACACUCCAGAGACUGAGCACUCACCAGCACUGAACACAAAAUGGCUGCUCCAUCGUCCCAAACCAACUAUGCUGCAGAGUGGGGCGGCACAAAUCUCAAUGAUUGUAUUCGUUUUGAUACUUGGAAUGUGAGGCUUGUUUUUUUUUUUUUUUUUUUUUUACACAUUGCCAUUACAGGGCAUUACGUUGUACUUUUUGAAAAGGUUAAAAUGUGUUUUGUAUGUUGAAGGAAUGUCAGUUGUUUGGGGAAAACCCUACCCAGGAGGUACUGUGAAGCAUGAAGAAGCUUGACUAAGGAGAGGGGCUUCUUCCAUCACCAUUGAGUGUAAUAUGAAUGUGCAAAUGGCGUCUGUGUGCGCUCACAUUUUAUAAGUAUUUUGGGUUAAAGGUGGAGGGUAACUGGUACAUUUUUUUUUUUUUUUUAGUUUUAAAUGGGCAGUCAGCAAACUGAAGGAAAUUAUUCCCAAUCUCAAACACUUCCAAACACUUUCUCCUCCAGCGUAUAGGAGGAAAUGGACAAUGGCGAUUCUGUAAAGCUCUACUUGCUACUUUCUGAAUUUCAGCAAGCAAUGCUAAGAAUUCAAAUGCAAAUCAAUGAAUAUAUACUUAGAUGUACAUGUUCCAUUCCUUCAUGAUCAUCUUUGACAUUGUGUACUCCAAGCCAGUAUAUCCUUGGGGGGUUGACGGUCUCUCCUUUCGGAUUAAUUGAUAUUUGAGUAUCCGGACUGUCCUCCCACUCACUCUUAAGUGAGAAGAAGAUGCUUAACACCCACAGGGAAGGCCUGACCUUAUAAAUUAUUCAAAAGUAUUCUGUCAUUCUCUUGACAAAUGUUAUUACUGUUGAUUGUCUCCAGCCAAACAGUGGACUUAUUGUUCUUUUCGGUUAAUGUUUACUUGCCUUCUUUUUUUUAAAAUCAUUAAACGGGUUCGUUGGUUACCGCUCCACUAA